UGCCAACGCCCAGUAAUACCACAGAAUGGAUGGCUGAUUGGUAUCAAUUUUGCUCAUGGUGGCGAUGUAAGAAUUGUUUGCAAAUUUAAGAACGGAACUCUUGAUCUUCGGAGAUCAUCGAAAAUAACUUGCAACCAUGGUGUCUGGAGUGGUCCUAUACCGUCGUGUGAAGGUAAGGAUCGUUUUGUUAAUGUUGAUUCAGAAUGUGUUGUGCUGAGUUAAUACGCCGUUAUGAGUCAUUGAUAACAUUAUUUUUGCCUCAUUAGCAUCUUGCGCUCCCUUAAAAGCACCCCGUGAUGGCAAAAUACAAAACAACGAUAUUAAACAUAGUACGUUAGUCUUCUUUUCCUGCAAUGACGGGUUUCAAAUGAAUGGCUCAAGAAUUCUCAAGUGCAUCGAUGGAAAAUGGAAUGGCAGCGCUCCCACAUGCAAAGGUUUGACAACUUUUCCUUCUUUUGUCAUUUUUAUCCCCUUCAUCUCAUUGGUUUGUACCUUUUCUUCUUCUUCUUGUUAACAGCAACCUCAUCAAAUAAUGCUUACUUAUACUUAAAAGUGGGAAGCAAUCUAUAUUUUGAGUACAGAAGCUUAUUGAUUAAAAUUUAUGCUGGACAGAUAUUUCAGUAGACACAGAACCCGUCUUAAUUUAUGCAGAGCAAUUAAGCAAUGCUGAGAUGAAAGUCGUCGUAAUUUGGCGAGGAACAAAAAAGAAAUGUUAAAGUAAUUGGUUACAGGAAAUAUUUCCUAUGGUUUUAAGACACAACUACUGUAACUGUGCAGGGUCGACCUUUCAAUUGAGGAGCCGGCAGGUUCAAUUCGUAGCAAGGGGCUGGGAGUUUGGUUACGACAAAGGCUAUUCAAAUGGAUCGAUAUAGCUUUUAAGAAAGUUACGAAUAUCGGAACUUGUUAAACAUGCUACGUGCAAAGGGACGCAACAUUGUAGGCCAACAACUCCCAACAUUGUUAGAUGAUACAUGUUGCGUCUGUUUGCACUCCCUGUUGCAUCUUGUUGCGUGUUGUUGGGAGUUGUUGAGCAAAGUUUGAAACCGGUCAAAAUUUAAGCUAUGAGCAAACGGACCCAACAACUUGGCCAACAAUGCUGCGACUGUUUGCACAAGACUAAAUAAUGAGAUAAAAAGCUCAAAAAAUAAUACCCCUUGUAGAGAGCAGACUCAGUGUAAAAAAUUGCGUUGCCCUGUUCUUCCAAUACUAGCAGGUCACCAAUAUCUCUGCUCCUUGUUCGUCAGUUUCGUUUUAUUUAACCGCCUCUGUGUCGUUAUGGCUGAGAUCGAGNUUUUUAUCUUCUUGCCUUACCAUAAAUUUCACAUAUCGGUUCAAUCCUGGCUUACCAGGCAACGACAUCAAUUGCGGAAAAGUUAGUAGUUGUGUUUGUGUAGAAUUAGCAGUUUUUUGUUAAGGUAUCUAAUUUAAGUGGAAAGCAAUCUAUAGUGUGAGUACAGAAGCUUAUUGAUUAAAAUUUUAGCUGAAUAGAUAUUUCAGUAGACACAGAACCCGUCUUAAUUUAUGCAGAAUAAUUAAGCAAUGCUGAGAUGAAAGUCGUCGUAAUUUGGCGAGGAAAAAAAGAAAAGAAAAAAGGUUUGAGUAAUUGGUUACGGGAAAUAUUUCGUAUGGUUUUAAAACACAACUACUGUAACUGUGCAGGGCCGACCUUUCAAUUGAGGAGCGGGCAGGUUCAAUUCGUAGCAAGGGGCUGGGAGUUUGGUUACGACAAAGGCCGUUCAAAUGGAUCGAUAUAGCUUUUAAGAAAGUUACGAAUAUCGGAAUGCGUUAUACAUACUACGUGCAAAGGGACGCAACAUUGUAGGCCAACAACUCCCAACAUUGUUAGAUGAUACAUGUUGCGUCUGUUUGCACUCCCUGUUGCAUCUUGUUGCGUGUUGUUGGGAGUUGUUGAGCAAAGUUUGAAACCGGUCAAACUUUAAGCUGUGUGUAAACGGACCCAACAACUUGGCCAACAAUGCUGCGACUGUUUGCACGAGACUAAAUUAUGAGAUAAAAAGCUCAAAAAAUAAUACCCCUUGUAGAGAGCAGACUCAGUGUAAAAAAUUGCGUUGCCCUGUUCUUCCAAUACUAGCAGGUCACCAAUAUCUCUGCUCCUUGUUCGUCAGUUUCGUUUUAUUUAACCGCCUCUGUGUCGUUAUGGCUGAGAUCGAGGGCCGCAUUACAUUGUAAAUAUCUAAAGUUCAGGCUGAGUUUUCCGUGUAGAAUAACUUCAUGUGUCAAGUCUCUUAUUGACAAAAACUCAUUAGACAAUGACCUGAUAAUACUGUAAACCUGAUCAUUGGCCAUGUGCAUAAUAUUGAACCAAACGAGAUACAAGAAACAACGAAGGGGAAAAGAGCAAUAUCUGCUUUAGCUCUUUGAAGCGGGAGCGCUUUCAACGAUCUAUUGGCAGGGAAAAUCGUCCAUGCAAACAGACAUUAUACAAUGGACUUACAGCGUUUGGGUCAAUCACAGUUAUAAUAAUCAUUGCAUAUUUUCACCUACAAUUAUUAUAUUUUCUGCUGUGGAGCGAAAACCGGGAACUUUAUCUAGUAACAAUGGUAUACCUAGAGUAAUAAUUUUUUGGACUUUACUAAUUAAAAAUAAUUAGAAUAGAAAAACAGAAAUUAGAGCUGUUUUAAACACCAUUAAUGACUGCUGACAUAUUUCGUGUUUUAAAUGUGCAGUUAACUGCUCUUUAAAUAUUUUGUUAUGAUUUGUUUCAGAAUGUGGAAGAGCACUUGGUAUGGAAAAUUAUGACAUUAAGGAUUCUAGAAUCACUUCACCUGCCAGGCGUUACUUUCGUCGGCAGCCCAGUCAUGCUCGUCUCAAUGGAAAUUACUCCUGGUGCGCUUUAGGAAAGACGUACUUACAGAUUGACCUCGGUAAAGAUUAUAAGGUGACGUCAAUAGCGACCCAGGGAGGUAGUAUGGAUACAGGGCACAAGUGGGUGAAACAGUACAAAGUCGCAUUUUAUGCUGGAGCAACACGUGUUAUGUACAGUGAAUCUGGACUAGAAAAGGUAAGAAAUCUCAAAAUAUAUUGUAAGCCACAUAUAUUCAUUUCUUUAUCAUAAUCAUUAUCAGUGUUUUUCUUUCUCUACCUUCCUUUUUACUUAUUUAUUGUUUGUACGUUUUACAAGUUACAAAAGAUUUCUUAUGCAUUGCGACACUAUGCAGGUCUUUUUAGAUCCUCUUUUCAGGUUUUCAGGUAUUUAAACGUUUUUUUUUUAAAUUUUUUUAGGUAACUAUCAUCACAAUAGAAUAGUCUAAAAUUGGAUUUUGUAAUGUACAUUACUAGAGUGAAUUUACUUGACCCGUGAAACAGAUACGAACUACUAGACAGUGCAAAAUAGCAACAGGUAAGCAAAAGUGGACAACGGAAUUAGUGCAUAAUAGUGCGUAGUAUUCUACUACCUAUUUCACGGGUUAGGUAAAAUCACCCUUAUGUGUUUAAUAGAUGUUAUUCCCCUUUGCUAUUUAUUCCAUUUUCAUUGUUGUGUUUAAGGAAAGGUCCUUGUUCUUUUCAUUAAUUUACAUCGCCAGGAGCAGGGACCUUCUUCGCAACCCUUCUUUGAGUAUGUUUGCACUGGUUGCCAGGAGUUGGCAUUUCAACCCUUCCAGUAUUAUUACCUCUGCUCACAUGUUCAUAACAUGGAUGUUGUCAUCUUUUUCCUCAGUCUAUACGGGGGAAUAGAGACGCCUUUUCUGUCGUGAAAUACCAGUUGAAGGAGCCUUUUGUGACCAGAAAAUUGCAUAUUUCCCCUGGUUGGCAACCCCAACCUUUCUGCUUAAGAGUGGAAAUAUAUGGAUGCAAUCCUAACCCUGGUAAAAUAUUAUCUUUGUAGCUUUAUUCUGUUCACUCAUCUGACAUCACGCAAUACGGAAGUAAUUAGAAUAACAAAAUUGGUAGAACUGAAUGGGAGUGCACACCCGGUAUCCAAACAUCGCAUUCCCUCUCAUUCCCAUGUUAGACAUUUUUUUUGCUAUAUCGAGUCCUUAAAUGACGAUUAAAUGAACAUAGAAUAAUUACUCAAGUUACGCCUAAACGGUUGGGUUCCCCUUGUACGAGUUAAGUCCCAAAGUAGUACAAUAGACAGCCACUUUAUUUAUUAACUCAAAAUAUUUCGCCGUUUCUGAUUGGCUCAAAACAACUGCUAAUUAUUCAUAACCAGAUGGCACUGACCAAAUGUGGAAGAUACGAACAAUACCCAAGCAACCUUAUUUUCAGGCAAAUAUUCCAUCGAUCUAUCUCGUUUCUAGGUGCCGCAGCCUAGCUGUAUUACUAAGUGAACUACAAAAACGGCUAUCAGAAGACGAGAUAGCUUAAUUUCUGGCUUAAACUGAAUGGAAGUAAUGCAAGAAUACGCAAAAGUUAUGUUGCUAGAUGGAUGUUAUUUCGUUUUGAAAGUAUCUGCAAGAAAUUAAUUACAAACAUCUUCUAAAAUCCUUAAUACUGAGGAGAAAUAGGCUUCAUUUAAAUGAACAAAAAAACAAUAAAUUAAUUUGGCUCGUAUAAUUAACAAUUAUUCUUUGAAAUCGAGGUGAAUAGUGGCUGAUCAUUCACGGCGAGGUAAAUAGUCCUUAAGCCACUAUUCACCGAGAUUGAAAAGAAUGAUUGAUAUAGUAUUUACGCACGAAGUGAUCUCAACAAAAUCAGAGAGAGGAAACCAUAUUUUUAAGUACGAUUUAAUUGGCGGAUCAAAUCACGCGAAAAUUUAAAUUUAGAUCUUUGCAGAAUUUUCAAACAUGGCAAUUUGCAAGUGUAUCACUUCCCAAACAACAGCGUAAAGGCUUUAAUGGAACUGUUAAAAAUUUGAAUUGUUUCCUUACCUCAGAAGAAAAGUAGACCUAUGUUGUUUUCUGUUGAUUCGCCAAGUUUAUAGCCAAAAAGGUUCUUCGCGUGAGGUGCUGACAAAAAUGGCGGCUCCGUUGCUCGAGGUAAGACGACGUCUUCCUGUAGCAUUCUUUUUUCUAUUUACUUGAAGCGUAGAAUAUCUACAAACAUUUGCUCUCAAAUUUGUUUGUCAUAAAUAAACUUAUAUUUUUGGACCAAAUUUUUCUUUGUGGGAAACGCUGAGUUCACGAAACGGCCUCUUCUACCCGAAUAAACGGGAGUGGUAAACAAUACAUCGAGCACAAAACUCAGCUACAGUAAAUGGAAAAACGCCGUUUUGAAUCCUUCGAAGUCUUUUCUUGCCCUGUAAAAAGACUUUAAAAAGAUCGUUCUCUAAAUAAUUGGGAAAAACACCGAGUUCCCACAUUAUCCACUCGCUAGGAAGGGAAUAUUUAACAAUUAUUCCUCGAGCCCCAAUUUGCUCUGAGUCAAUUUGGCCUCAUGGGCUAUUGACUCAGAGGCCAUGAGGGCGAGAGGAAUAACUGUUUUUGUAAAAAUCCAACUAGUUGAUCAAAAAUAUCGCGACAAAACAACUUUAGCUAGUUAAAGCUGGACUUUAAGACUUUUUGCCGCCAAAAAGCCAGCACUCUGCGCUCCUAGUGGGCUAUAACAUAUAGCCUAGUAGUAGCUCAACCAAUCAGAACGCAGCAUUGAUAAUAGACCACGAGCUGGAUUUUACUAAUGUUGAAUAGUCCGAGAUAGCGCACCAAUAAGAUUGCUUAAACCAACAAGAUCACUGGGUGUGUAUAUACUAAUGUAAAUUAUGCAGAACUCGGAGGCUUUUAUCCACCCCGGCCGAUAACAUUCUCCUCGAUUAUCCCCAUAAUUUUUCAUAUCAUACUCAGCCUGGUUCUAUAUUUGUCAAAUAAAGCUUUUUACAGGUUGUAUCCCUGAUACCAGUAAGUUAACAAUCUCAGUUAUCACUCCAUCCAUAAGUUCUCAGCUUCUCUCUACCUUCAAGGUGCACGUGACAGGAAGAAGAGAGACCCUGGGCAGGAGAUUCCUGUCACUCCAAUUAAGAAAAGUUUAUACUGGCAAUUAGGGUCUUGGAAUAAAAAUAUAAAUAAGAAAAAAAUAAACAAAUAAGAAAACCACAAGUGCCACUACGUUAGUAGAAUUGACUCCUGAAAAUGCUUUGGAUACUGCUGUUCCGUAUGUCUCAAUUACUAAUUGAUCCAUUUGUUGUUGUUUUCUAUCUCGCUCCUUUAAAUCCUUAUUUAAUUUUAAGUAGCAAUUACAAUUGCUUUAUUUACUGAUUUUUUUUUCAGAAUGCAUUCUACCUGGUUCCAUGUUUUGGGGAUUAUGGUCGCGAAAUGACAACUCACUUAACUACUACAGAGCUUUUAUCACAGGAAUUACAGCCAGUCACAUCAAUUUCCUUUUACAAAUAAACAAUGCUCAGCGGCGCAGUUACAAGAGGACUGAACCAGUGCUCGUUAUAGAUGAAAUCCCAGAAAUGAAGGAGAUCUCUGUUAAUUCAUCAGUUAUUGCUGUUCACAAUCCUAGUAUGCCAGAAUGGUAUCGCGCUGGUAAUGUGACUGGUACUAAUGAGGGUUUAUCCUUCGUAACUGUCAGGUUUAAAAAUGGGGACCAGAAACCGGUUCCGCUCAACCAACUCCGGUUGGUGAAAAGACCUAAAUUUUGUGUGGAUAAAGUUUGA
Messenger RNA from Porites evermanni, 6556 nucleotides. The record is from the annotation of a GenBank genome assembly. NCBI's taxonomy places the organism in Eukaryota, Metazoa, Cnidaria, Anthozoa, Scleractinia, Poritidae.